Brenthis ino (lesser marbled fritillary) is the source of this 552-nucleotide messenger RNA. Lineage: Eukaryota; Metazoa; Arthropoda; Insecta; Lepidoptera; Nymphalidae. The record is from the annotation of a GenBank genome assembly.
AUGCAUGUGCCUAUGAAUUCUGUUGGCGCAAAUCCUAAUGUAGGAAUGCAGAUGUCUGUACCUGUAAACGUAAUGCCAGUGCCUUCACCUCAACAAAUGCAGCCAGCAAUGCCCCAACAGCCGCAACAAGAUAAAAUGGAUAAUAUAUCUAAAGUGAAAACAUUAAUGGGUUCUUUACGCGAAUCUUUACCUGUGACUUUAAAAUCUGCAGCACAAAUUCUACAUCAAAAUUAUAAUGUAGAUUCAAAUACUCAGAAAGGUAUGGAUAAUCCAGUUCCUAGAUUCGAUAAAAAUUUAGAAGAGUUUUUCUCACUCUGUGAUCAAAUGGAACUGCAUCUGAGAACAGCGAUAACGUGUAUUCAGCAAGCGCAAUCCGCGUCACAUUAUCUCCCGCUCACUGUUAUACCUUCAAGAUUGGACUCUGGAUCAAAUAGUCAGGAAACCACUCUUAGUUAUCCACAAUACCUGAAUACAGUUCGUCUACAAAUUUCGUAUGCCAAAGACAUUCACGACACUCUCGUUGCCGCCGCGCAGAAUAUCUCCCCCGCAGAA